This is a messenger RNA of Lacerta agilis (Sand lizard), 751 nucleotides long. It is a transcript of the gene NRSN2, whose product is annotated as neurensin 2. The coding region runs from base 1 to 594 and encodes 197 amino acids. The record is from RefSeq and is a predicted model, not a curated record. The transcript is spliced from 2 exons. NCBI's taxonomy places the organism in Eukaryota, Metazoa, Chordata, Lepidosauria, Squamata, Lacertidae. Gene Ontology annotation, cellular component: neuronal cell body; transport vesicle; neuron projection. Gene Ontology annotation, biological process: nervous system development.
AUGCCCGCACCCUGCCAGCAUUCGUGCAGCUGCCGCCGGGGCCCAGGCAUGGAGCGGGGGAAAUGGUACGGGGUUCGUUCCUACCUACACCUUUUCUAUGAGGACUGCACUGCAGCGAAUCUGGAUGACGAACUGGAUUUGCCCCCAACAUCUCCAGCCAGCAGCGGCUGGUCCUCUGUCGUCCGGAAGGUGACCCUCUCCGCUGGGACCCUGCUGCUGCUCAUCGGGGCCUCGGCUUUGGCCACGGGGUACCUCCUGCCUCCCAAGCUGGAAGGGAUCGGCGAGGCAGAGUUCGUGGUGCUCGACCAGAAGGCCGUGGAAUACAACCACGCCUUGGGGAUCUGCCAGGCCGUGGGUGCGGUGUUAUGCGCCAUGGCUGGGGCUCUUCUGACCGCCUGCCUUCUGUCCUCGGGGCUGCGCAGCUGGAACAGGGGCGGCAAACAGGGCCAGGACCGCGAAAACCAGGAAGAGCAGCUGUCCCCCAUCUUGCGGGAGGGCUCCCCUGGGCAGCGCCAGGGCACCAUUGUCACAGCAGCUCCCGUGCCCUUCAGAGACCCCUGGGUGCAGAGCAUUCAGCCUAAGAGAGAGCCGUAAACCCAGACUUUUCGAGAGGGGAAGAAGCCAUGCGCAGAGGCCCAUCACAGGCCACCUUUCCAAGCUGUCACUUCCCUCCUCGAGCUGUUUGCCGCAUCAUGCUUUGAAUGUCACGUUUCGAACCAGUGGCUCCCAAACGUUUUCAGGGCACCGUCCC